CCUGCACUGGCCCUCUCCCUCACGUCCUCUACCUCCUUCCAUAUUUGCCUACGGAUCUCACCAUUUCUCCGAUCAGGAAAUGCAUUAAACCACAAUAAGAAACCUCACCAUGAUUAUGGAAUUGAAGUUAUGUACAAGUUUGCGCUUGAUUCGGACCUUUUGAGAGGUCGAUUAAUUUCUGACUCUUCUUCGAUCUUGGGCAGGUUUUGGCAGAUUUUCCACCAAUCGAUAUACAGAGUAUUGCUCGGUCAUAAAGAGAGAAAGAUAUUGAGCUGCCUGUUAGUGGAACUGUGGAAGAACUAUGGUUCACGCAUUUUCCCUAUUCUUAAAAGGAAAUCUGGUAGACAAGUUGCGAAAGAGUAUGUAUGUUAGUGAUUUGAUUCUAAAAACUUGAAACAUAACUAGUUUAUGCAGCGGGUAUGAGUGAGAGGCAAUCGUCUAGAAGAGGAAGAGAUAUUCCAGUUCACCAUGGUUCAGGUUUGUUCCCCGCCAUUUGUUUUCCCUUGUAGAAUGGACCACCUAGAAGAAGUUUGAUUCAUUUUUCAUUGUUGGUAGAGUGAACAUAGUUGAGUGAAACGUGAAUUUAUAAUUUUGCAGAGAUUUGUUUGUACAUAUCUGAGUCCUGUAAUAUAGUAAGC
Messenger RNA from Linum tenue, 638 nucleotides. The record is from the annotation of a GenBank genome assembly. NCBI's taxonomy places the organism in Eukaryota, Viridiplantae, Streptophyta, Magnoliopsida, Malpighiales, Linaceae.